This is a messenger RNA of Mesorhabditis spiculigera, 1761 nucleotides long. The record is from the annotation of a GenBank genome assembly. Lineage: Eukaryota; Metazoa; Nematoda; Chromadorea; Rhabditida; Rhabditidae.
AUGCCUCUCCCUCGGCGGCGCCGAGACAGCAGAACGUUCGCAGAGUUGAAGAAGGAUGUGGGCAUCAGCCCGAAAGCAAAGAAACCUGUCGAAGAACCUGCCCCCGAUGAAGGUCCGGAUUGGCUCCCGAGCACGACCGCAUGCGGCCUGAUCCUUCUCGGAUUUCGCUUCUGCUCUGCUGCCUUGAACAAUGUCACGGACUGUGAUGAGUGCUUCAUGUCUUCCUAUAUGGCCGCGGCUUCCAAACAUGGGAAUACUCGCCUGUCUACGCUCUUCGGUCUUUUUUUCUACAUCUUCAUCCAUUUUGCCAAGGCUGCGCCACUGAGCUGGAUUUUUUCGGACAAGCGGUUCAUCUUUUACGGGAUGCGGCAAAUUUUCUCCAUUUUCACGGCGACUGGUGAAUUUUGCCUGUACCGAUCGAUCUGCGCAAGAUUCUCGAGAACUACCGGCACCUUCUUUCUACUGUUCAGCGCCAUCGCGUCCGGAAUGUUCAUCUCAAGUACGGCAUUUCUGCCCUCCACGUUCGCGAUGGUUUUGAACAUGUUUGCAAUGUCGGCUUACCUCGAUGAAAAUUUGUUCUUCGCCGUUUUGUCUACAUGUAUCUCCACAUUUGUCGGAUGGCCAUUUGCGGCAGUUCUGGGAGCGCCAAUUGUGAUCGAUAUGCUUUUCCUGCGCAAGAACAAGCAGAGGAUUGCUUUCUUCGUGUACGCCAUUUUCGCUGCCCUGCUUGUUGGCGUUCCGAUGUACUACUAUGACAGCCACCAUUACGGGAAAUCCAUCUUUGCGCCGCUGAACAUCGUACUUUACAAUGUCAUAUCCGGACACGGGCCCGAGCUUUACGGAGUUGAGCCGAUGUCUUAUUACGUAAAGAACCUGUUUCUCAAUUGGAACUUCAUCGUACCGAUGGCAUUUUGUGGUCUACCGUUGGUGUGGCUGAAUAGGGCACAGGAGCGGGCGUUAGUCAAAUACUACUUGAUUCUCGGAACCUUCUUCGCUUGGAUUGCCAUCUUUUUCUUGACCCCACACAAGGAAGAACGGUUCCUCUUCCCGAUUUACCCGAUGAUUGCCUAUUUGGGAGCUACUUUCGCCUCGGCUGCCACAAGUUUGGUUUCGAAAUUAUCGAGUGGAAAGAUCUUGAGCAAGGCGCAAUUCUAUGCAAUUAUGAUCCUGUUUGCAACUCUGUCCGUCUCACGUACACUCGCCAUCUUCAGAAACUAUUCGGGCAGCAUCCAGAUCUACCACUCGAUGAACGAUUAUUUCAUCGCGGCACGAGGCAAAUUUGACUAUUGUGGCAACGACGUACCAAUUCGCGUCUGUGUGGGAAAGGAAUGGUACCGAUUCCCAUCUUCAUUCUUUUUGCCCGAGGCAGCGUCUGACGGCAAUGGAUGCACGCGUAAGGUGGAAUUGGGAUACCUGAAAAGCUCUUUCCGCGGGAUUUUGCCCCGACCCUGGACUCCUGGAAAAACGCUGCGCGACAUGACGACGGCCAUUCCUGACGGCAUGAACGAUGAGAAUCGGGAAGAAACAGACCGCUACGUUCCACUGUCCACUUGUCAUUACUUGAUCGACUUGGACAGAGAAGAUGCGACCGAGGAGGAGCCAAAUUUCCGAAAAUCGAAACAAUUCGUCGCUCUUCAUUCCAAUAAAUUCCUUCACCCGAACUCGCCGCCGUCCAUCUACCGCUCAUUCUACGUCCCCCAAUUGAGCGAGCAUCAUUGUAAAACCGCCAGCUACACCCUCUACAAAAGCCGACAGCUCCAA